Messenger RNA from Copidosoma floridanum, 718 nucleotides. It is a transcript of the gene Vti1b, whose product is annotated as Vesicle transport through interaction with t-SNAREs 1b. NCBI's taxonomy places the organism in Eukaryota, Metazoa, Arthropoda, Insecta, Hymenoptera, Encyrtidae. Gene Ontology annotation, biological process: macroautophagy; Golgi to vacuole transport; retrograde transport, endosome to Golgi. Gene Ontology annotation, cellular component: ER to Golgi transport vesicle membrane; Golgi apparatus; late endosome membrane. Gene Ontology annotation, molecular function: SNAP receptor activity; SNARE binding. The record is from RefSeq and is a predicted model, not a curated record.
UUGGUGACGUCGCAGAUAUGAGGAUGAUACAUCCUCAUACCUCAUACCUUAUUUUUGCUUAAUACUUACACCAAUACUUGUCUGUCAAUUUGGAAGAGGUUAUAUUUAUGUCAGUAAAGAACAGUGAUAAUACAACUAAGGGUAUAUGACAGCCUGCCGAAAAAUGGGGCGUAAAUUUUUUCUUUGAUGGGUAAUUAGCUGUCCAAAUUGGAUCCAUUUAAUUCAUUAAAUGAUAUAGCAGACCAUUUUUUUUGCAAAAAUGCAGAGUGAUGACGCACAGCGGCGCGUACUGUUUGACAGUCGAGCUGCAAUUCAACGCUCUAAUCAAUCGGUGAUUAAAUCCCAUGCAGUGGCUAUUGAGACAGAACAGAUAGGGACAGAGGUGAUUUCCGAAUUGGGUAGUCAGAGAGAAACAUUGCUUCAGGCAAAGUCAAGACUGACUGACACGGAUCAGGAAUUAGACAGAUCCAGGAAGAUCAUGAAUGCUAUGAGGAAGAGGAUAUUAACAAAUAAGUUCAUUUUGAUAUUGAUUAUAAUAUGUGAAGUAUCUAUUCUAGGAUGUUUGAUUUACAUAAAGUUUCGCUCGCAUUUUUAAAAAAGUAUCAAUUAUUUCUGUAAAAAGCUAACAUUGUUUUUAGUACUUCUGGGUUGUAACCCUCCAGAACGGGUGUUCCUCUAACAUAACCACCUACUUUAUAAAGAUCAAGUUUUGGCAGCA